Anguilla anguilla (European eel) is the source of this 2175-nucleotide messenger RNA. RefSeq names its product deubiquitinase DESI2. Gene Ontology annotation, biological process: protein deubiquitination. NCBI's taxonomy places the organism in Eukaryota, Metazoa, Chordata, Actinopteri, Anguilliformes, Anguillidae. The record is from RefSeq and is a predicted model, not a curated record. Gene Ontology annotation, molecular function: deubiquitinase activity. The transcript has 5 exons. The coding region runs from base 523 to 1140 and encodes 205 amino acids.
GAAGAAAAGCCGAAAGGAAGACGGCUCUCCACUUUCAAUGAGUUAAAAGCGCAUGGGUCCGUAGCAUAGAGCUUCUGGUCACAUGCCGAAGAAAAGUCUAGUUUGACGUUUGACGACGUUUUUUUGCAUCUUUUCGCUACACACUUCGCUCUCUUGUUGAAUUUCUAUAGGCAAGGUCAUAAGCUAUAUGAAAAAAAACCUUUAUAUAAUCCGGAAACAUUGGCGUGUCUCUUAUCUGGGAACUAGAUACAGUAGCAGCCAUCAAUCUAGCUAGCUGGCGGCUGGCUAAAAAGUACAGUUGCCUUGAAGUUGCUCUUCUGAUGUGUAUUUGGCGGAUUGCAUGUACUUGUAUGAAUCUCGUGGACAACUCUGGGGCGAAGAGGAGAGACUUGGAUAACAAAAAACAAGUGUGGAGUCGAGGAUAGUAUAUUUUGCCGACUAAACAGAAUUUGCUGUAGGUGUGCUUGAGCGCUGUGGAGAUAACGGAGAAAUUCAGCCUGCGCGCAACAUUGCUCGCCACAUAUGAUGGCAAACGAGCCGAUCAUAUUGAACGUUUAUGACAUGUACUGGAUCAACGAGUUCACCACCUCGCUGGGCAUCGGAGUCUUCCACUCGGGGGUCGAGGUCUACGGCAGAGAGUUUGCGUAUGGAGGACACCCGUACCCAUUUUCCGGCGUGUUCGAGAUCUCGCCCGGCGAAGCCAUGGAGCUCGGGGAAACUUUCAAAUUCAAAGAGUCCAUUGUCCUGGGCAGCACAGAUUUCUUGGAGGAGGAUGUGGAGCGUAUUGUAGAGGAGAUGGGGAAACAGUACAAGGGGAACGCCUACCACCUCAUGCACAAAAACUGCAACCACUUCUCCUCUGCACUUUCCGAGAUCCUGUGUGGGAGGCCGAUCCCGCGCUGGGUGAACCGCCUGGCCUACGUCAGCUCCUGCAUCCCCUUCCUCCAGAGCUGCCUGCCCAAGGAGUGGCUCACCCCGGCUGCCCUGCAGUCCAGCGUCAGCCAGGGGCUCCAGGGCGAGCUGGGGCAGGCCGAGGACGAGGCCGCUUCCGCCCCCCUGCCCCGCUCGUCCGUCGCCCCCCUGCCCCGGUCGUCCGUGUCCCCCCUGCCCCCUCGCGACCGCUACCAGCCUCGACGAUAGGCCCUGCCCCCUCCCCCCUCCUCACAUCACCCGUGGCAACUGCACAUGCCCCCUCCCCGCCCCUCCACGUUAACUGGGACCACGUUCCUCAGCUAUGCUCUUGGAACACAGCCUCCCCCCACCUCCACUGUGAUUGGCCAAACGGUUCGGCCAAUGGGCUGCCACGUUCCAAGAGUGGACAAUUAGGCCCUUCCGCGAUUGACUGAAAGCGCAGUCUGCCAGAAGACUGAGCAUUAGGGCCGAGGGCUUGGAGGACAGAGAAUGAACAUUCCUCCUGUUUUUUUUUUUUUUUUUACCAGGGAAAUCUCCAACUGCUAUUUGCAUUUAUUUUAUAUUCUUGGAGUUCUCCUAGAGACGAGGCCUGAUUAUGAUUGCCGUUAUUUUGUCUUAAAAAAGUGUUUCUGUUGUUUUUAUGCUGACCUUCUUCUGUUUGUGUUUAACGUGUUGGCCACUCUCUAGGCUUUUUAGAACCUGAAGAAUCUAUUUUUAAACCUUUUUAAAUUAAGGCAAGCUAUUGUUUACACCCUGUGUGUCUGUGUGCGUGCGUGUGUGCGUGCAUGUGUGCGUGCGUGUGUGUGCGUGUGUGUGUGUGUGUAUAUCUGAGUCCAUUUCCCUUAGGAAAAAGCAACAUAUGUUGAAAUAUAAAAUCUGAAAUUUGAAAAAGAACAUUUUUAUGUGUCAAAAUGUACUGUAUGUAUUAAAAAACAUAACAUUUACUUGUUUUUGCCAGAUGGAAUUUUAUUAUUGUUUUAAAAUACAAUAUAUUUUGCAAAAAUACAUAGAACUGCAUGCAUCAUGUGGCUUUUUGUUUUAGAAUAUAUAUAGUAAAUUUUGCCAUGUUAAGGCACAUCAUCCAUAAACUUCAAUUUUACAUUUGGCAAUAAAUGACAAAUAAUUUCUUUCUAAAGGGGUACCAAGGUUGUUGUGCCAGCUCUGUAUUGUUUUUGGACUGUUCACCUGACCAGGUUUUUACUCCACUGGGAUACAACUAUGGUUUGUUUCAUAGAACAAUUAAAUGAAACACAUGACAUGCAA